GGAAGUGGUGGUAAAGUGCUCGCAGUAUAAACUUCAGUAGUGAAAUAAUGAAACCUCGUUGGUUUGGCAUCGUUAGUUAAUAAAAUUUAAGUCAAAACAAUUCAGCUGAGGAAGCAAGUACCUUUUUAAUUAACAUCAGUUUUGACUUUUACGGUAAUGCUAUUAAAUCAGGAGGAAGCUCGCUAGCCAGCGUGAUCAAGCCAGUCACUCAGUAAGCCAGUCAUGCCAGAUUUGGUGUGUCUGUGUGUAAUUGGCCUGCUGCUGAGUGUCCUGACAAUAGCUGGCUUUAUUCUGUACUCGGGACUCCUUUCAGAGAUUAACAUACAGACUGGGUCCCCUCCCGUCAAGAACAUUACAUUCGCCUACAAGUUCAAAGAGGAGGCACACAGAAACUGCGGACAACUUUUUAAGGAGUGCCGCAGUGUGGGACCCCAGCUUUCAUGCAUUGGGGUGUUUUAUGAUGAUCCUGAAAAGGUGUCGGGGCAGCGGUGUCGCUGUGUAGUGGGCAGUAUCCUGAGCGAGGGAGAAAGCAAGCCCAGUGAGGAGCUGCUGAAGUGCUAUGAGAAAUCUGGCUUUAGUAUCUUCUCUUUUCCAGAAGUGACACAUGUGGUCACUGCCUCCUUCCCCCAUAGGACGCUUUUUUCCAGCUUCCUAGGGGUAAGAAGAGUCUACCCACGUCUGGAGCACUACAUCAAGGAAAGGAGGCUGUGUGCACAUCCAUUCGUAGAGGUCUACAGGGGGGGUCAGAUCCAGUUCAUAGCCCCUUUGGCUCGCCAGGGAGAUUUUUAUGUACCUGAAGUCCGCCGGGUAGAAAGGAGGCUGUCGGUAUUAGAGGAUUCACACAGCGACUCGGAGGUCUCAGGUGCAGACAGCGAAUACUCCUUAGGGAGUGGGAUUCUGCUGUCAGACAGCAGAGAGACGUCCCGGGCCCCCUCCUCCAUCCACUCUGCAAUCUUCCAUGAUCAAGGGGGAAGAGAUUAUGGUGAGAGAAGCAGAGCGUCUUCACUGCAGGAGGUGGACUGGGAGCUCAACGGUGGACAGCGUGCAAGAGGAGACGAGCCGCAACAUGGAGCCUCGAGCCGUAAGAGGCUGGAUGUCACAGGUCAAGAGUGGGGGGUUGUAGCCGAAGGGGAGGAGUGAACUACUGCAGACAGGAAAGCGAAGCACAGCUGAAGAUGAAAAAAUAAUGAAUCGCAGCUCUAAGGGUUGAGAGGUGCAAAUGAAAAGAAAGUAUCUCAAUAUCUGUUCCUAUCUUAGGGGAAAUGUUAAUCUCUCCAUCACACAGUUUUACAGGGACAGUGUCAGAGACGGCUGGGGUUACGCUGUCAGAAAAUAGUCCACUUGAAAUACCUAUGGUAUCCUGAAUUCCUUGAAAUGUUUUUGCAUAUGUUAUGCUACUGUGAAAAUGGUAGUUGAGUAUUUGUUUUUCUCAGAAGAUUUUUGACUGACUUUUGUUCACUGAUAAUAUUUAAUUACUCUGGUUAAAAUGGUGAGGUUAAAGUUGUCUAAGAAUGGUCAAGUUGCUUGAGAACGAGAGUUGUUUUGCUGUAUUCAUGUCCUGUCAAAGGAUUAUUGCACGGACACACAAGGAAUUACGGGUGUUAGUUUCAGUGAUACUUGAUCAAUAGUUUACAAGGGGCCUUGAAGGUGCACAAUUGCAUCAAAGUGAGGACCAUUUAGACUCAACUGACAUGAAACAUGCAAUAAGAAUGAAAUCUGAUGGUUAAGUCUCCAUGACUCUCAUCAUUGAACCUGAGGGUGAGGACCUGUAAGACUUAGCUGACCAAAGGAAAGAGAAAAAAACAAACAUCAUUCUCAUCAAUCAACCCACGAUUGCACCACAGUGCACCUUUUGAUUCAGUAAAUCGAAAAUUUACAUUGGGCACAGGCAUCACACAGUUAUCGGAAUUAUUUUUCACAUUUCAUGUGUUUCAGUGUUUCAGUGUUACAGUAUAAAUGAUAACAUAAUGUAUGAGGAAGGCUCAAACAAACCUAUUGGUGAUUUUUAAUGUUCUCUCUGUCUUCUAAAUAAAGGUUUUAAUCUUAUA
Molecule: messenger RNA, 2048 nt
Organism: Myripristis murdjan (pinecone soldierfish)
Lineage: Eukaryota; Metazoa; Chordata; Actinopteri; Holocentriformes; Holocentridae
Gene: tex264b
Product: testis expressed 264, ER-phagy receptor b
Exons: 4
Coding region: 223-1140 (305 amino acids)
Biological process (GO): protein-DNA covalent cross-linking repair; reticulophagy
Cellular component (GO): endoplasmic reticulum membrane; nucleus; replication fork
Source: RefSeq, a predicted model, not a curated record